AUGAGGUUACGACAGCCACGACCGCACACUUUGCUUCUCCUCCUACCCGCUUUACGAGUUCUCGCCACAUCCAUUGCCGCAGACACAUCAGACGACAAGCCCGUCGCGCGGGCCGUUGUGCCAGCCUACACCCAAGCCACCUACUCGCCUGAUGCCUCACUCGCCCCGACCGCGGUUCCGAAAGGAACGAAGGAUGCGCCCGUCGAUGGGCUAGACGGCAAGCCCCACGCCGGGCCAUACGUGGACGACGAUCCAAAAUACAAAGGGAAGAAGGCUCCCAACGUUGUAGAAGAUCUCGGGGCGGCAAAGAAGCCUGGCGCUUCUACGGAGACUGUUCUUGUAGACGACGUCAAGGAUGGCGACAAGAGUGUCAUGCAGGACCCGGCACGGAAACCGGCCACUGGCAGCACAGGCACCGAGGGAGGAGUGUCGGCAAAGGACAAGGAGCGAUUGGCACACGAGGAGAAGACGGGCGAGAAGAUGGAGCAGGUUCCCGAAUCGCCAAAGGAGGCUCCCGCGCAUCCUGCUGACCAGAAGCAAUUGAGCGGAGACGCUGUAGAGACUGCAAGCACCACUCGUGUGCUUGGUGCUGGCGGACUUGAGAAACCCACCGACCUUCCUGACUCCCUGCACGAUAAUCCUCUUCCUGUUCCAGGCUCCGUCUCUACCAAAGAUCCCCUAGACACCUCACCGCCCAAGACACCCUCUUCGACACUCGACGAUGUUGACGCCGGCGCUGUACAACCUUUCCAUUCCUUCAUUCUCGCUUUCACCAUGAUUAUCGUCUCGGAAAUCGGUGACAAAACAUUCCUCGUUGCGGCGCUCAUGGCUAUGCGACACCCUCGACUCCUCGUCUUCUCUGCCGCCUACUCCGCUCUGGUCGUCAUGACAAUUCUUUCUGCUGUCAUGGGCCACGCCGUCCCCGCGCUCCUCUCGGAACGCUUCACACACUUCGCUGCGGCUGCUCUUUUCCUUGUAUUCGGUGUCAACCUUAUAAGAGAGGGUCUCGCUAUGAGCCCAGACGAUGGCGUGGGCGAGGAAAUGGCUGAAGUCGAGCAGGAACUUGAAGAGAAGGAACAGCUUGCCCGACACCAAAACCGCCGGAAGUCCUCCAUCUCUCCCUAUGCCCUCGAGUCUGGUCGUGGUGUGCGACGCUCCCGAUCCAACUCGCGACUACCUGCCCCCGCCCGCAGCCCUUCCAGCUCCCCGGACCGAAUGCCUUCACCGCGCGGAGGCUCCAUGAGCGGCACUUUGGGCGCGGUGAACAACCUAUUUUCUCUCCUCCUUAGCCCUGCGUGGGUACAGACAUUUGUUAUGACUUUCCUCGGAGAGUGGGGUGAUCGCAGUCAGAUCGCGACUGUUGCUAUGGCUGCUGGGUCUGACUACUGGUAUGUCACUGCCGGCGCUGUAGUUGGCCACGGACUGUGUACUGCAGGUGCAGUCAUCGGUGGCCGCGCCAUUGCUGGAAAGAUCAGCAUGCGCAAUGUGCUACAACCCUCGGUGAUGGUAUCGACCGCCAGCAGCGCGAUGGCGCCGCAGCGUGAGCCCCCCAGACCGCCACCGCCGGCCGUCAUCGAAGCCGAGAUGCAGUGGAUUUUCACCGAAGAAGAACUGCUACUGGCGCCGUCGAUAUGCGAUGGGAUGCCCGCUGAGGAGGAGCGCACACUACGGCGGAAGGGUGUCGGGUUUAUAUUGCAGGUGGGCAUGAUGCUCAAAUUACCACAGACUACGCUUAGUACAGCGGCCGUCUUCUUCAAUCGCUACCUGAUGCGAAUGAGUUUGAAGCCGCGGCCGGGGUAUAAGCCACUACACCACUAUCAAAUCGCCGCAACCGCGUUAUUCCUCGCGACCAAAGUCGAAGAAAACUGUCGCAAAAUGAAAGAACUCGUUGUUUCAUGCGUCCGGGUCGCGCUCAAGGAUCCCAACAAGCUCGUCGACGAGCAGACAAAAGACUUUUGGAAAUGGCGCGACACAAUCCUGUACAGCGAAGAUGUCCUACUGGAGGCCUUGUGCUUCGACCUUAACGUGGAAUCACCAUACAAGACCAUGUACGACAUGAUGAAGUACUACGGAGUCGAGCAUAACAAGAAGCUGCGCAACUCAGCCUGGGCCUUCCUCUCCGACUCGACGUCCACACAGAUGUGCCUAUUGUUCACGUCGCGAGCGAUCGCCGCAGCAUCGCUGUACGCCGGCGCGCGUAUGGCGGAGGUAGAGCUAGGGGAUGACGACGGAAAGCCAUGGUGGGAGAUACAACAUGUCCAGUUGCGCGACAUCCGGAGAGCAUGCAACCUCAUGGCGGAUUUGUACGAGAAGUCGCCAGACAAAGAUGGAGAACCGUCCAUGUACGCAGGGCUUCGGACACCAGAGGACGGCAUCGACUUUGGGGACACGCCCGACGGUAUGGAAGGCGUACAAGCGACAAGCCAAAGCCAACCUCCUGCCAACGGCACGGGCGAUGGCAACGCGACAGAGAGGGGCAGUGAAGAGGGUGAAUUGGAUGGGUAG
This is a messenger RNA of Alternaria triticimaculans, 2505 nucleotides long. RefSeq lists its product as uncharacterized. Gene Ontology annotation, biological process: Golgi calcium ion transport; calcium ion transmembrane transport; manganese ion transmembrane transport. The transcript has 4 exons. Gene Ontology annotation, molecular function: manganese ion transmembrane transporter activity; calcium ion transmembrane transporter activity. Gene Ontology annotation, cellular component: fungal-type vacuole membrane; Golgi apparatus. Lineage: Eukaryota; Fungi; Ascomycota; Dothideomycetes; Pleosporales; Pleosporaceae. The coding region runs from base 1 to 2505 and encodes 834 amino acids. The record is from RefSeq and is a predicted model, not a curated record.